This is a messenger RNA of Solanum lycopersicum (tomato), 1784 nucleotides long. RefSeq lists its product as uncharacterized. NCBI's taxonomy places the organism in Eukaryota, Viridiplantae, Streptophyta, Magnoliopsida, Solanales, Solanaceae. The record is from RefSeq and is a predicted model, not a curated record.
AAACUACGUUACAGUAAGUUUGAAACGAAUCAACUAUUUGCAAGUAGUCAACAAUGGAGGUUGCAGAUUUGGAGACGGUACUCAAGACACUUGAAUCUGCUUUGUCUCAAAUUAAAUGGCGCCUCAAACUUUCAUCAAAGCGUCGCCUUGAAACAGACAUUUUGGCCUUGUGCACUGAGAUGAGGCCAGUUGUAAUGGUGGACUAUGGAGGGAAGAUGCCUGAACUGCAAGAAAGGCUUUGUGCAUUCCUUAAGCAUUGCAAAGAGGAUUGCUCAAUAUUUAAGCCUUUGCAUGUCAUGGUUAUAGAAGAUAUGAUAUACUUGGUUCACGCAAGAGCAUUUGCGGAGUUUGUUAAGUCUAGUUUGAACUUGGAGACGCGACUGAUUUUUGUAGACCUUGAACAUGAUCCUCCAAAGAUGAUAACACAAGCAGAAGAAAGCUGCUUGGCUGCGGAACUUGUAUUGGCACAAAAGACAUUUUCGUCCAUCUUUUCUGAAAAUGGAAUAAAGAUGGAUCACUUGGAACAUCAGAAACCAGAAGUUAAAGCAAACACCGACUCAUCUUUAUAUAAGCCAACUUCUUCACUGUCUUCGGAUGUAAUUGAUCUCAGUGAUUGCAUUAAAGAUAGUCAUGUUACAGCCCCAACUCUAAAUGGAUGGUUGCUUGGUUAUCCUAUAGUUUACCUUUUUGGGAUGGCUCAUAUUGAAAAUGCCAUAUAUAACCUCUCUACCAAGUCUCUGAAUCUUUUCCAAGUCCUUGUUUGCAGGAGUGCCAGAUGCAAUAAAGGAUCUCAGGCUCAAAAAGAGGAACUAAUGAGUUUCUCUGUGCCAUAUGACUUGAGCUUGGAGGGAAUGGAUGAACCAUGGGUAGAGACAUUUUUGACUCGCAUAAAGGCAAAGCAAGAAAGAUGCAACCAAAUUUGGACAUCCCUACAGAUGGAGGUUAACUCUUGUUAUCCACAAGCAAUCGCGUUAUAGAAGUGGAGAAAAUUGUACCACCUAUAUAUAUAUACCACAAGCUCAGAAACAACUAUGGAAAAAUCCCUAGGGAAUUAUUCACAGAAGAGAACAUGCUAUUACUAAGAGAAGGGGAAAAGCGGAUGAAAGACACUGCAAAUUAUGAUUGUUCCAACUUUGAUUGCCACGAUGGUGUUUGUUGUUGUCUUCACUGUGCCAGGUGGUAAUAACGGUGAUGAUGGUAUUCCAAUAUUGCUAAAAUUGAAUGGAUUUACGGCUUUUGACAUGCCCAAGCAAGCUCAUUGCUUCUUGUAUUGGUGUUCCUGCAUCUGAAAUAACAAAAGGCAGUAAAUCUGUCUAACUUUAGCAAUAUUAGAAUACCAUUAUCACCGUUAUUACCAUCUCACACAGUGAAGCCAGCAACAAACAUCAUCGUGGCAAUCAAAGUUGCAACAAUCAUACAAGAAUUUGCAGUGUAUUUCAUCCACCUUUCUCCUUCUUUUGGUAAAAGCUUGUUCUCUUUUGUGAAUAAUUCCAUAGGGAUUUCCCUAUCGUUGUUUCUGACCUUGUGGAGGGGAGAUGGUACAAGUUUACGUGGAAUGCUCGUGGCCAUGGAAAUCGCGCUAAAUAACUUUCUUCACACCGGAGAAUAUGGUCCUUCAAAGACAUUUACCUUGUCUAGAAAGAGAUAGUUGUGAACUUACUAACAAAUAGUACAAGAUUGGAAAAUGGAUUUUCAAUAUCUCUUUCUUAUUCAUUAUGUUUGCAAUAUCAUGAGAAGGCUAGCUCUCCAUAUAUACUAUGUUUAUUUAUAUUCUUGACAUUGAA